GCAACAGCACUAUACAAUACACGCUUUAGCAACAAGCAGACUAUUGACUGCUGAGUGCUGACCAUGGUUGUUGUGUACAGUGCACAACCGCGUUACUGACUACUAACUAGCGAGUGCAGUACAGAAAUGCUGUUGUGAUGUUAUAAAAUAAAAACAUUUUUUGUAUUGUUCUUACCUUAAUUAUUGAUGAUUUCAUUUCGGGAAGAAUACCUUUACAUUACAGUUUAGUGAUCUAAAAGGUAUAAAACAAAAGUAUGGGUUCCGAUGAUAAUCAAUUUGAUUCUAUGGUCGACAACAGUCAUCUUUAUUUAAAUGAUGAAGUUAUAAACAAAUAUAUGGAUCUAAUAGCAGCACGUUCACCCAAUACAGUGUAUACAUUUAAUACAUUUUUUUACUUAGCUUUGUCUGAUAAGGGAUAUUCUCAUGUUUGUCGGUGGACAAAAAAAAUUGAUAUAUUCUCAAAAAAAAAAAUAUUUAUCCCUGUUCAUAUUGAAGAAGACAAUCACUGGUGUUUGGUUUAUGUUGAUUUUGUUCAGAAAUUUAUUAAAUACUAUGAUAGCCUAAGAGGACGUAAUUUUAAAUGCCUAAAAUUAAUAUUGAAAUAUUUGAUGAUGGAACAUGUUGAUAAAAAAGGAGAAGAGUUUCAUCCUAGUGGUUGGUUAUUAAUGAAUGUGAAGAACUGCCCACAACAACUAAAUUAUUGGGAUUGUGGAGUAUUUGUUUGCAUGUUCGCGGAAUACUUAUCAAGAGAUGCUACACUGAAUUUUUCACAAAAACAUAUGGAUAGAUUUAGGAGACAAAUAGAAUUUGAAAUCAAGAAAAAAAAAUUAAGAAAAUCUGUAUCGGAAACUUAAGCUUCUAUAACAAAAUGUAAAUGAUGCAUAUUUCUACCUUAUACAUUUGUAGGUGUUAUUGAUGUUGGAAUAUCAUUAUGCAUAAUUUGUAUUUAAUGUUAAUAACUAAUAUGUUAUAAGUAAUUAUAGUUUGACAUAUUAUUUACUUAAAUUAUAUAUUGACGUAUUUAAGAUAUAAAUGUAUAAUACUUUAUUAAGCUUUAUUUUUAACCCAACACAAUUCCUAUACAAUACAAACAAUUUUUUAUAAUUAUAUAACUGAUUUUAAUUUAUAGUUGAAAGUAAUACAUAUUUAAAAAAAAAGUAAUUUGAUGAAUAUUAAUGAUUCAAUUUACUUAAACUGUAUUUUUAAAUAAAGUAUUUUAAAUUAGAUGUAUUGAUUCCUCAAUAAGUAAAUAACUAGUUCAUUGUUUAGUUAAGUGUAUUUGUUAAUUAUCCCAGCAAUUUAUUAUAAUAUGUUAAAAUAGUUAACCCAGCCAAUUUGAUAAUAAUAAUAAUAAUAAUUUAAUAUUAUUUUAAUAUUAACAGCAUACAAAUUUUUAGAAAGUACAAAAUAAUAUUUUGUAUAAACUAUAUAGAACAUGUUUUUAGAGCACGAAAAAUGCAAAUAAUGCUAUAUAGGUAUUUAUAUAAAGCAGUAGAUUUAUUUUUUUAAAUAGUUUUAAAAGAUUGUUCAGAUUGAAAAAUAUUACAAUGAAACCUUGAUUAUCCGGGGUAAUGGUGGGGAGGGGUCACACGAAUAAAUGAAAACCACGGUUAAUCAAGACUUAUUAUAAUAAUAUAAUUUUUUAUUUAAUUAUAAUUAGAAAUAUAUACAAUAAUGUUAUACACCUAC
Messenger RNA from Rhopalosiphum padi (bird cherry-oat aphid), 1689 nucleotides. RefSeq names its product sentrin-specific protease 1-like. Gene Ontology annotation, molecular function: deSUMOylase activity. Gene Ontology annotation, biological process: protein desumoylation. Gene Ontology annotation, cellular component: nucleus. NCBI's taxonomy places the organism in Eukaryota, Metazoa, Arthropoda, Insecta, Hemiptera, Aphididae. The transcript is spliced from 3 exons. Bases 255 to 854 code for a protein of 199 amino acids. The record is from RefSeq and is a predicted model, not a curated record.